Molecule: messenger RNA, 2584 nt
Organism: Truncatella angustata
Lineage: Eukaryota; Fungi; Ascomycota; Sordariomycetes; Amphisphaeriales; Sporocadaceae
Product: vacuolar sorting protein VPS1
Exons: 6
Coding region: 263-2584 (773 amino acids)
Cellular component (GO): cytoplasm; microtubule; membrane
Molecular function (GO): GTP binding; microtubule binding; GTPase activity
Source: RefSeq, a predicted model, not a curated record
GGUUACAUGGUUUCAUGGUAACCCCCUUUGAAGGCUGCGUGCAAGCCAUGCUGUUUGUAAAUCUGUCUUCAAACUAUUAGGCAACGAAGAUUCAAGGAAUAUAAGAGCAAGCGUUCAAGUACGAAAAAACAGUCGCUCGGUGAAAACAAACAUAGAGUCAUCUAAGCAUACCCACUUAGGCAAAUAGACACUGCAUAUUAUAUACCUUCAUUCUAUUUUGUACGACUGGGCAUCUUGUUUUAACUUUACGUUCAACGUCAUCAUGGCCACUCCCCAAGUUUUCCGAACAUCUCCAGAAACACCACAGGAAGAGCAGGCUGCCUCGGAUGGUGCAUCAUCAAUCGCCAAUGAGGAAAAGAACAACUACGUCAUUCCGGAGGAUCCAUUCGACACCGAGUAUAGCCGGAUUCUGUUUGAUGCUUUAGAUCAAUUACAGUCUAAUGGUACCAGUCAGCAUAUACCAAUCCCACAGCUCGUCAUUGUUGGCGAACAAUCUACAGGAAAAUCUGCUUUACUCCAAAGCUUGACAGAUAUCCCAUUCCCUGUUGGUUCGGGAUUGUGCACUCGCUUUGCUACACGGAUUGUUUCGAAGCGAACCGGGCCAAACACUAGCAACCAGUUCAAAGUCACAAUUGUCGAGCCGGAGGUCACGAUAAAGGGCCUGAGCUACGCAGAAGACGAUGCAUACAAGGAGUAUGUACGCAUUGGGGACAGUCUAACACCUGAAGAGUUUGGAUCAAUCAUGGAUGAGGUGUCUAAAGAUUACAUGGGUAUUAAGCCAGGGAAAGGAGAUGACAAGAAGAACUUUGCUACGCAGGUUCUUCGCAUCGAGCUGUCUGGACCCGGUCGUUCUCAGUUCAGCAUUGUUGAUAUUCCUGGGAUUUUCAGAAGUCACCAUAAUGUCAAUGCCCCCGAGAUGGCCGGAAUCAAGGAAAUGGUGCUACAGUAUAUGAAAAAUGAAGGAAACAUCGUCAUAUGUAUCCUGGAUGCAUCAAUUGACCUGACACGGCAAGAUCUUCCAUCUAUCGCAUUGAAAAACGUAUCCAAAGAUCGCAUCGUCGGUGUCUUCACAAAGUGUGACAAAGCUGACAACGCUGAUGAGAUAUGUUCAAUUGUUAGCAGCGGGGAAAGUCAUGAGCUAUCCACUGGCCACGGCUGGUUUGUUGUGCGUAAUCGGUUCAACAAUGAAGACAAAUCCUUUGAUCUUGCUCACGCUGAGGAAGAGCUUUUCUCCAAGCCUCCAUGGAACCAUAUUCCUCAUACUCAACGUGGUUCAAAUAUGCUCAAGAAGUACCUCAGCAAUCUGCUCUGCGCUAAUAUGCGCAACAACUUCCCUGCAAUCCAGGCUACCAUUCAACAAAAUUUGUUUGAUGCUAGGUCGGCAUUGCAAUCACUUGGCAAGCCUCGGCAUACACAUCAUGAUCGCGUACAGUAUUUAAAUGAUGUGGUACAAAGGUAUGAAACAAUUGCAGUCAGUGCCAUGGAAAAGCCUGGGCAGGUACGGGAGGAGAUGAGGAUCCGACAGAAGGUCAAAGACGAAAACGACAUAUUUUCGAAACUGAUGCGCGAGAAAGGUCACAAGUUCCAGUUCGAAGAUCCUGAGAUGGAUGCAGCGGAGACUUUGUACACAUCUGGCGAUGAUCCAUUCACUGUGUCAGUUCAUACUCCCGAGCGCGGACUUGGUGGAAAGUCAAUUCCUACAUUCAGCUAUCCUGUGACGCCCCCAUCCUCCAACGAUUCUCCUGUUAUUGGCAUCAAGCGUCAACCACCCCCGAGGCAACAGUUCAACCAAAAAAGCACUACUUCCAACGCAGCCUGUGCACUAUUUGAGGAUAUCAGACUCCAAAUUCGCACUUGCCAGACCACUCAGCUGCCUGGACUUAUUAACCCUGAUGUGAUGCCCACCCUGUUUCAAACGCAGACCGAGAAGUGGCAGGGAUAUGUAGAACAACACUUGCAAACAGUUUCAACAGCCGUGGGGGAUACCUCUUUUAUGAUACUCAACGAUGUUUGCCCGCGCACUUCGAGAUCUGUGGUACUACAUGAUGCCCUCCGCAAUUUUUUAUCUACGUCAUGGGAGGGUGCCCAGGGCGAGACGAAAGUCGAGCUAGACACAUUCUGCCAUAGGGAGCGUUCCCACAUGUUGAGCACCACAGACCCCAGAUUCCUUGACGAACUGAAGACAUUACAAACUAUCCGUCUGAUCCAGUCUCUACGGUCUCUCCCGCAAAGCACGAAUGUUUCCACGAUCUACGACCAGCUUCAUUUUUCGAUCGAAGAUAAUAUGGUCAGAACAGUACACGAUAUUCUCAAAGUAUAUUAUCAGAUUGCCCUAGAAUCAUUUAUCAGGCAUAUCACCCACAAUAUUGUUGAAAGCUUCGUCUCGAGUAUACAUAGUCCCCUGAAAGCUCUGACUACCAGCUGGGUAUCUUCCUUGAAACCAGAAGAGAUUGAAAUACUGACGCGCGAGGAUCAAGACACAAUCUCAAAAAGAGAGAAAUAUGCUGCGAUCAUUGAGAGGUUCGAGCUGGCUAAUGAAAUUGUAACAAAAGCGGGCAAUGAGACGGCGCAUCUCUCGAUUUAG